Messenger RNA from Marasmius oreades (fairy-ring Marasmius), 1623 nucleotides. RefSeq lists its product as uncharacterized. Gene Ontology annotation, biological process: DNA-templated transcription; regulation of DNA-templated transcription. The record is from RefSeq and is a predicted model, not a curated record. The transcript is spliced from 8 exons. Lineage: Eukaryota; Fungi; Basidiomycota; Agaricomycetes; Agaricales; Marasmiaceae. Gene Ontology annotation, cellular component: nucleus. The coding region runs from base 1 to 1623 and encodes 540 amino acids. Gene Ontology annotation, molecular function: DNA binding; DNA-binding transcription factor activity, RNA polymerase II-specific; zinc ion binding.
AUGUGGAACGUCAGGCGAGCUUGUGCAAAUUGCAGGAAUCGAAAGAUACGCUGUGACGAAGUCAGGCCGGUUUGUGGUCAGUGUACGCGGAGAGGACCCUAUCGCGGACUAGAAUGCGAGUACUCAGAUCAUUUGGGGAGAACACCUACCGAGGUGCUUGAGGAUCAAAUUUAUGAGCUCGAAAACAAGAUUCAGGAGCUCGAAGAUCCUAAGAUUCAGCCAAGCUCUAUUCGACUCUCACACCCAUAUUCGGGUCCCCACAGUUUUAGUCCAGGCCCCAGUCGUAAUGUUACAGGUUCAUCGGUGCCCGGACAUGCAGACCAGGACCUUCCGCUUGAGCUGAGAAAAUCAUUACUGGCGUUGUUUUUGAGUCAAUCUUUCAACGUCGGGUUCUUCCUGAACCCUACCCGAUUCUGGCAAUCCGCACUGUCAAACUUGCCACCAGGUCACCCUGACCGGCCGACGCCAAGCCUCCUCAACACAGUUUAUCUUUUAGCUUUUUAUCUUUCCCGUCGAUCGAGGGGCCAGGAUAACGCGCAAACAACACAACAAAUCCAGCUUUUCCUUUCGCAUUCUCUUCAACAAGUCUCAACGAUGCUGAACAGCACGCACCCUCACAGAGUUGUGCACGGUAUCCAAGCUGAAGUGCUCCUGAGCACUUACUUCUUUGAUAUGGGCAAGAUUGUAGAAGGGAAAUACCAUUUGAGCGCUGCCGUCUCGCUCGCGAUUGGAGUAGGAUUACAUCGGAUUCGGAGUGAUAUACCUGCUUCCUCUCGUCAAGAAGCUUUACCUCCACCUCGAGAUAGUAUGGAAGAGGGAGAAAGAAUCAAUGCGUUUUGGACGGUCUACAUGCUUAGCAACGUCUGGGGAGCUGUAGAGGGAUCUUCGGGCUCUGUAUUUGAAAGGAACGGCAGUAGUACGAUCGAUACUCCUUGGCCACUGGACGUGGCUGACUAUGAACAGUAUGGUUUACCGUCCAACCUCGUAGGAAACUCCACCGUGCAUAAAUUUCUUUUGGGUAGUGAGGACCAGUCGGCCGUAUCCUCAGCAAAUUCUUUGAAUGCUCAAGCUUCGAUUUUGCUCGAAAGAGCAGCGAGUUUGACAUCUCGGUUUCAUUCCAAUAUGUUAUCUGCAGAAGAACGGCAGGCCUUUGAGAACUUUAACUCCCUGGACAACCUCAUUGACACAUUCAUCGGAAGUCGCCUCCCUCCUAUGGACGGAUUAGAUCCCACAUCCCGCGUUUUCGGCGCUGCGCUGUUGACCCAUACAUUCUCGUACGUUUCGUGUAUACAACUCCAUUCGCUCUUCUGCGACAGAGAGAAAAAGUCAAUGGUCAAGUCUCUCGCAGCUGUGGAGGCUUGUAUAGCCCUUCUGGGACAAGCAAGGAACGCUCCCUUUAUUUCGCCGGUUAUGGCUAUGUUAUGGAUGAAUAUUGCCAAAGUGAUCUUCCAGCAGAUUACACGACUCCGUCAGGCUAGUCGAGGAUCAAGAAAUCGCGGGGAUAAAGAAGGUCAAUUGGUACAGGCACUCAAGCAACUCGGGGAAACUCUGAGGAUAUUUGGUGAGAGUUCAGUUCUGAUGAGGAAUCAAUACAUGAAUCUGCAGUCUACAACUAACGCCUAA